Penaeus monodon (black tiger shrimp) is the source of this 697-nucleotide messenger RNA. RefSeq lists its product as uncharacterized. NCBI's taxonomy places the organism in Eukaryota, Metazoa, Arthropoda, Malacostraca, Decapoda, Penaeidae. The record is from RefSeq and is a predicted model, not a curated record.
AUAAAUGAAAAAAUAAAAAAACAACAGAACGAAAACGAAUUCACAAACCAAGAAAGAAGAAAGAAAAGCAAAUAGGCUCGCCGGCGCCCUGGCCGCGACGAGCAGGUGUGAAUGGCGCCAGUGUGGGAUCGGCUUCGAAAUGGGAAGGAUUUGUCACGUCAUAUGCUUGGUGUUUGCGGCGGUGUGGGCGGGGCCAGUUACGGGUCAAGGGGACCUAUUGGCUCUCGAGAGCUCAGUGGGCGGGGCCAUGUCCGUAGUCCCGCCUCCUGAUGGCGUGGACACCAACAUGUUGAUGCCCGAACACCGAGGGGAAAGGAUGCCAGGAGCGAACAUUCGGAGACAGUUUGAUGUUCAGCAACCGGCUCGGCCUCCUUCCUCGCCUGCAAGAAGCCCUCUGACUGGCUUAGCCCAACAAGCCGGCGAAUACAUGAGGCGAAUCAGCGACUACUUCUACUGGUUCCUCUCUGGCAGUCCACCAAUCACACGCAAGAAGACAAGUGUCCGGUAUCAACGGCGACCAGUCAGGACCCAGCAACAGUAUGAGAAAGCACCAAUCAGACGCCAGUACAACCAGAGGAGACAGCCAAUGAGAAGGAAGCAACAGCGCCAAACCAAUAGCCAGCCUGCUUACAUUCGAGGCCGGAAAGUCGAGGAACAAAACAGCAUGGAGUCUCACUUCCCGUAGGAGAGGGAAGAA